Tachysurus fulvidraco (yellow catfish) is the source of this 2492-nucleotide messenger RNA. Its product is annotated as ephrin type-A receptor 4a-like. Gene Ontology annotation, molecular function: transmembrane receptor protein tyrosine kinase activity; ATP binding. The record is from RefSeq and is a predicted model, not a curated record. Gene Ontology annotation, biological process: positive regulation of kinase activity; protein phosphorylation; multicellular organism development. The coding region runs from base 401 to 1669 and encodes 422 amino acids. The transcript is spliced from 12 exons. Lineage: Eukaryota; Metazoa; Chordata; Actinopteri; Siluriformes; Bagridae. Gene Ontology annotation, cellular component: signaling receptor complex.
UUUGGGUUUUUUUUUUAAAGGCUUUUUUUUCAGAUAUUUUCUGUUUUUUUUCUCAUGCUUGGCUCUGGAUCUGGUUUAGAUGAGACAUUUUUUUUGUCUAGUCAGUAAUUUAGGCCUGAUAUAUAAAAUUGGAAAUUGUAUGCUUUGACAGGAAACCACAACAAGGGGGCGUGAUACUAUGACUAAAUGUUUCAAAGAAAUAACUAAAGGAAAGUAACACCUCUCUUUCCCCCCAAGAUAAAGAUAUUGCUGUGAAACAAAACUAGAUGAAACAGCACAAUCUUUACUGGUGGGUUGAAGUUUGUAUCUUGUUUAUUUUAAAUUGCAGUCUGUACUCUUUUUGUCUUCGUUCUCUUUGCCUUCUUUUCAUGAUGUUUACACAUACAUUAAGGUAGAAACCAUGACAUCAAACUAUUCAACACCAGCCCCUGUCUAUGUAACAACAGCAGACAACAGCACAAAGAAAGACUUUUCUAGAUGUGAAAAAUUAUAUGAUAGUGAAAGUUUGCUGCUUUGUGCAAUAUUAAUUAUUUCUGCAUUAAUAUUGCUCAUCAUCAUAAUGGCUAUAACGUGGUUGAAAACGUAUCAGACCAUGAAGCGCAGCAUUAGGACUCAGCAGAACACACAGAAGCAGGCAACGUCUCAUCCAUUUGCUGAAACUGAUCGUUCAGAGCAAAGCUCUGAGUCUGAAAAAAUAAUUACAGUCCAGCUGGAACAAAAUGACAUUUCCUUCUCUGAAUUUAUGCAGAGUACAAUGCCAGCAACUUCUUCAUUUAACAAAGCUGAUCUUACUAUGCAUAAGCUCAUUAAAGCCGGAAAAAAAGGAAUGCUGUAUAAAGCAAAAAUGAUGCGUGGCACCAUCAAAGGCCACACCAUGUUUACGUGCAAGAUCUACAAUGAAGCUGCUGAACACAAGCAGGUCCAAACAGAGGUUAUGAUCAUGCGGAAUUUAAACACACACAUGAAUCUACUACAACUUGUAGACUGGGACAUCACAUGCGUGCCCUACAUGUUAAUUAUGGAAGAUGUAGAACAUGGCAGCCUACGUACCUUCCUUAAGGCAAAUAAGGAAAGGCUGUGCAAAGAUACAGAGCUACGGCAUCGCUUCACCAUUGCACUUUACCACAUAGCACAGGCCUUGAAUCAUCUGCACUCCAAAAUGAUACUGCACUGCAAUCUGGCACUAAGGAAUAUCAUGGUGCACAGAUUUCCUCAUGAAGUAAAAGUGGCUGAGUUUGGACUGUCCAGAGACAUAAGAAGAGGACGGAGCCUUUCAGGAAGCUGUAAGAAGAACAAGCAAGUUCCCUUUAGAUGGUACCCUCCAGAAUAUUUCAAAUAUGAUUUCUAUGAAUUUGAAGGAGAUGUCUGGGCUUUUGGAAUCGUAAUCUGGGAGAUGCAUACAUUCGGCACUAUACCAUACCCUUAUUUGAAAACAUCAGAGGAAGUUGUGAGAUAUGUAUGUGCUGGCCGCAGGAUCCGAGAACCUGAAGAGUGCAGGCCAGAAAUGCUUCAGAUGAUGAGAGCCUGUUGGCAGGAGCCAUACAUCAUGAGACCUUCCUUUUUGGAUAUUGUCAGUGAUCUGGAGAAAACUCUGGAAAAUGAUCGUGAUUAUCUGAAUAUGGAGAUCGGCACUGUGAUUGUAACGGUGGAGUCUGAAGAUGGAGAUUAAUUAUUAUGCCUAUUAUUAUGCUAUUAAUGAAUAAUUAUUAGGAUUUAAGAUCAAUUGUUGGAUGUAUAUCAUUCAAGACUUCAGUAGAUACAUGUAUAGGAUUGUUGGCCUACUCAUCAGAAGGUUGUGAGCUUAAAUCCCAGGCCCACCAAGUCCCCACCAUUGGGCUCCUGAGUAAGACCCUCAACACUUAAAUGUAUAAAAUGAAAUAAAAAUGUAAGUCGCUCUGGAUAAAGGCUUCUGCCAAAUGUCAUAAAUGUAAAUAAGCAUGUCAAAUAUUUACUACUACCUUUUGAUACAAAGCUCAUAUUAAGGAAACUUGAGCUGUCCUGGAAUGUCACUGUAAUCAAAUUGUAAUUUAAAAUUGUAAGGCUUUAACUUUUUAACUAUAUAGCAGUUUAAAUCAUUUCAUAUACAAAAGAUGUAUAAUAUUUAAUGCAUUAUGUUUAUACAGUAUAGAUACAAGAUGUUUUAUUAUGUGUUCUAUCAACGUUUAUUGAUCUGGCUAUUUGAGUGGAUAAAGCAACAAUUAUAAAUCAAUUGCUCAAAGGAUCACAAACUUGUGUGCAAAAAUAUUAUAUAUUAUAUAAUAUACAGUGUUUGUGUAGCUCAUUUAACACACUGUGAUUUGCCAUAAUUGUAUAAAAUAAUCAUUCUCUGACUCAUCAUUUGAAAAUGAAUGUCAGGCCUCUUAUAUUAUUUAGAGACUACUAAAUAUAAUUAUUUGUAGCAUAUAUUGUAUUAUAUCUUGUUGCAGUGUGGUUAUAUACUGUUAUAUACUGAAAUAUAUAGUUAUACUGAAAAAUGUCAUCUUUCUUUAUGA